Staurois parvus is the source of this 3822-nucleotide messenger RNA. The record is from the annotation of a GenBank genome assembly. NCBI's taxonomy places the organism in Eukaryota, Metazoa, Chordata, Amphibia, Anura, Ranidae.
AUGAAAUUUAGAAGUGUUAUUGAAUGUGAAAAGCCAAAUAACGAUUUAAGCAGGUUUCGUGGUUACAUGGCUCAUAAAAAUGGAAAGAAAUCUGGUCUUCACAAAGAAAAUCUCCUGUUACGUGGCUGUACUCUGCGGAACACAGAGGUCGUCUCUGGCAUUGUUGUCUAUGCAGGUCAUGAAACCAAAGCUUUGUUGAACAACAACGGACCUCGCUAUAAACGUAGUAAACUUGAGAGACAAAUGAACACAGAUGUUUUUUGGUGUGUGCUAAUUCUCUUAAUUAUGUGCCUGCUCUCUGCUGUAGGUCAUGCACUAUGGGUAUGGCAGUAUGGAGAGAAGAGACCGGUGUUUGAUGUCCUUGGAACUGAUGGAAAUUAUGUGAAGCCCCUGCUUUCUGCGGUGUAUUUAUUUUUUACUAUGAUCAUUGUUUUACAGGUGCUCAUCCCAGUGUCUCUGUACGUUUCCAUUGAAAUUGUUAAAAUCUGCCAAGUUUAUUUUAUUCAUCAAGAUAAAGACCUGUAUGAUGAAGAAACAGACUCGCGCCUACAGUGCCGUGCCCUUAACAUCACUGAGGACCUAGGUCAGAUACAGUAUAUAUUCUCAGACAAAACUGGAACACUAACCGAGAAUAAAAUGGUCUUCAGACGCUGCACAGUUUCUGGAAUAGAGUAUUCUCAUGAUGCCAAUGCAAAGCGUUUAGCAGCCUAUCAGGAGGUAGAGUCCGAAGAAGAAGAUAAUGGAGCAAAAAUGGCAACACUUGCAAGGCGGGACAGCAAUGGCAGCCAUCACAGUGUAAAAGCAGUUCACCGGAAUCAGAGUACCAAGACCCACAGGCGGACUGGUAGUAGAGCAGAAGCUAUGAGGGCCAGUAUCCUUUCUAAGCACACAGCAUUUAGCAGUCCCAUGGAAAAAGAUAUCACUCCUGACCCAAAGCUUCUAGAAAAAGUAAAUGAUUGCACUAAAGCUUUGAAGAUUGUGAGAAACCGCGAAGAUCUCAUCUCCAGGCUCACUCCAGAACUGAUGGAUGUGUUUGACUUUUUUGUUGCUUUGACUAUUUGCAAUACUGUUGUUGUAACUUCUCCAAAUCAGCCUAGACAAAAGGUUCGAGUCCGUUAUGAACUGAAAUCCCCUGUUAAAACCAUCGAGGACUUCAUCCGUAGGUUUACUCCUAGCCGACUCGCUUCGGGAUCAAAUAGUAGUAGUAGCUCAUCAAGUCUUGCCACUAGCAAAUCUAUGCAAAGAAUUGGAUCAAGUAUUUUGUCUUCCAGCUCAGUCGAAGGCAAUUUUACUAAGUUAGAAGGAAAAGUCUAUGGCACUCCACAGACUACUGUUGGUAGUCAGGACUCUCACCAUGGAACCAGAGUCACAAGAGAUGUACAGGAGGGAGAGUUACGCUAUGAAGCAGAAAGCCCUGAUGAAGCUGCUCUUGUAUAUGCUGCCCGAGCGUAUAGCUUUUCUCUUGUUGGUAGACUGUCUGACCAAGUAACUGUUGAGUUACCACACUUGGGGAGACUAAGCUUUGAACUUUUGCACACUCUGGGAUUUGACGCUACCAGGAAACGGAUGUCUGUGGUUGUCAGACAUCCACUUACAGAUGAAAUUGUUGUUUACACUAAAGGAGCAGAUUCAGUUGUUCUCGAUCUUGUCCAAGAAUGUCCUAAAGACAAUUCUGUGGGAAAGUACCAAAGAAGAAUUCAAGCCAAAACUCAGAAUUACUUGAACUGUUAUGCAGUUGAUGGAUUGAGAACUUUGUGUAUAGCUAAACGAGUUCUCAGUAAAGAAGAGUAUUCUUGUUGGCUGAAAUUUCAUUUACAAGCAGAAUCCUCAUUAGAAAACCGUGAAGAGCUACUGUUCCAAUCUGCGGUCCGUCUGGAGACCAAUCUACAUUUGCUGGGUGCUACAGGUAUAGAAGACCGCUUACAGGAAGGUGUUCCAGAGACAAUUACUAGACUGCGCAAGGCUGGAAUGCAAAUCUGGGUUCUGACUGGAGACAAGCAGGAAACAGCUGUAAAUAUAGGAUAUUCUUGCAAGCUUCUGGAUCACGAUGAUGACAUCAUCACAUUAAAUGCAGAAUCUAUGGAAGCCUGUGCUGCUUUGCUAAAACAGUGUUUGCACUAUGUAGAGUCCAAGAUUUCUAAUGACUCAACAAAAGCUGCUGGGAAAGUAGAUUUUGCUUUCGCUCGUAAUAACUACCAAUGGUCUUCACUGACAAAACAGAAUCUUGGAUUGGUGAUUGAUGGCAAAACAUUAGCCUUUGCGCUAGAUGUAACCCAAGCAGAUACAUUUAUUUCACUUGCUCGGCAAUGCCGCUCUGUGCUCUGCUGUCGCUCUACACCCCUUCAGAAGAGUAUGGUGGUGAAACUUGUUCGGGACAAACUCAAAGCUAUGACACUAUCAGUAGGAGAUGGGACCAACGAUGUCAGCAUGAUUCAGGUGGCAGAUGUUGGUGUUGGAAUUUCUGGGCAGGAAGGAAUGCAGGCAGUAAUGGCCAGUGACUUUGCCAUUCCUAGAUUUCGAUACCUGGAAAAGCUACUGCUUGUUCAUGGUCGAUGGUGCUAUUCUCGACUCGCCAAUAUGGUGUUAUAUUUCUUCUACAAGAAUGCUAUGUUUGUGGCCCUCCUCUUUUGGUACCAGUUUUUUUGUGGAUUCUCCGGAUCAGCUAUGAUUGACCAGUGGUAUUUGAUCUUUUUUAACUUGCUAUUUUCAUCCAUUCCACAACUUGUUACUGGGAUUCUUGAUAAGGACCUUCCUGUUGACAUGUUGAUUGCUGUUCCUGAACUCUACAGGAGUGGUCCAAGUAUGGAGGAGUACAAGCCGCAUAUGUUUUGGCGCAACAUGGUUGAUGCUUUCUACCAAAGUCUUGUAUGCUUUUUCAUUCCUUAUUUCACUUUCUAUGACUCUGAUAUUGAUUUGUUCACUUGGGGAACACCUAUAGUCACUUGUGCCCUAUUCACCAUUAUGUUGCAUUUGGGAAUUGAAACCAAAACCUGGACAUGGAUCAAUUUGUCCACAAUUGUGUUCAGCAUUCUUCUGUUUUUCUCUGUGGCUUUGAUUUACAAUUCAUCCUGUCCAACAUGCAACCCUCCAUCAAACCCAUACUGGACUAUGCAGAGACUCCUCAUCAAUCCUUUGUUUUAUUUAAUUUGUACAUUGUCACCCAUUGCUGCUUUAUUACCCAGGUUUUUGUAUAAGUCCAUCCAAGGAACAAUGUUUCCAACACAAGUACAGGUUGGUCGUCAAGUGCUGAAAGCUCAUCCCGAAUGCCUCAAUCAUAUUGUAAACAGGCUACAUUCUCACAGUUCACCUGUGCCAGAAAAACAAAUCAGUACUACCAUAUCAACUGUUAGUGAAUUUCAUCUUGGAAGGAACCAAACAGAAACCAUUGUGGACCGAGAGAAAGAGACUCAAAUGUUGUGCCUUGCAAAUCAAGUCAAAGGAUCGCCUGAAAAAGCAAACUAUACCAGUGCAGAUCCUUCUUUUCCUGUAAAGAUUAAACACCAGUUGGGGACACUUGCCCAGCCUUACACCCAUGACUGUUCUUUGGAAGCCUUUUGUGUAGAUGAGAUGUUGCAAUGGGAUCCAAGGAAGGAUCAGUCUGACAUUGGAUUAGUAAACUGGAUCACGUCUACUCCUUUGUUUGAUUCUGCAAGGCCAAAGCAGCCCUCUGUUAGUGUUCAGGACACAUCCAAAGACUCUGCUAUAUUGCCAUCAGAUUUAAGUAUUCCCAAAGAUUCCAACCGAAGCUCAAGCUGUAUUUUUCCAGAAAUGGUAAUAAGGACCAUAGGCAACGGGGAUAUGCAAGAAACAACUUUUUUAUAA